Messenger RNA from Bombus terrestris (buff-tailed bumblebee), 1154 nucleotides. RefSeq lists its product as uncharacterized. The transcript has 2 exons. The record is from RefSeq and is a predicted model, not a curated record. Lineage: Eukaryota; Metazoa; Arthropoda; Insecta; Hymenoptera; Apidae. Bases 1 to 876 code for a protein of 291 amino acids.
AUGGCGGUCGCACGAGACUCACUAAACGAGGACACGAUUAUGUUGUUGUCGGAAAAAUUGAAAGCGUGGGACGAGAAUUUUCGCGUACUAACCGACAUUAAUGCAAGUCUAAGCAGUGUGGAAGAAGACCUGCGUGCAAGUAGGGAAUCGAGAGAUACCGAAAUUCCCACAUCGACGCCGUUAAUUCCGCGAGGAAUAAGACCCAUUAAUGAUAAUUUUCAACCAAUUAAACUAAAAGACGCGAUUCAGUCAGUGCCAGUGUUCGACGACCAUCGACCACCGGUAUUUCAAUUUUUAAUUCUCGCCGUAGAGGACGGUGUAGUAUUAACCCUGAACGAUUUCGGAAAUAGGUUAAAAAAUAUGUUCGGUCCGGGAAAAACAAUUAACGAAUACAGAGGUGAACUAGCGACGGUAUUUCAACGACUGGGGGAAGAGAUCCUAGAUUACAUAGAUCGCGUCAAAAAUCUCAGGCUAGCAAUAAUGGAUGAGGAAAGAUGCGGAUUUGAUACCGUGUCCGCGGAUGUCCAAGACACUAUAGAUUGGGACACGGCAGAAGCCUUCGUUAAAGGACUCCCAAACGAGGUAUUUAUGCGGGUAAAAUUAGCCGGAUAUCAAUCCCUAGACGACGCGUUUUGCCAAGCCGUGAGAGCUACAAGAGAAUUGAAAGAAGUAAAUAAUAGAUCGCGAUGUCAACGACUAGGAAACCCAAACAAUUAUAACUGGAACGGCUCUCGCCCUAACAACGACAACAAUUGUAACAACAACCGUAAUAUCAACGGAAAUAACCGCCAGGAUCGAAGAUUCGUGCCGCCGACGCAGAAUCGUCCGACACCUCCGAAUAAUUAUAAUGGAAACAAGACUCGUCCUAUACGAUAGUAACAACAUCAGAAACCACCACCAGGAUUGGAGAUUUGUAUCGCCGUCGCGGAAUCGUCUAAGCGACCCGGGAAUAGAGAAAGAUAUUAGGAAAAGAGCAAGAGCAAUAACCUGGAAAGAAAAAUGCGUAGAUAAACAUCUCAAAAGAGAUCCAAGUCAAAGGAGGGAUGCUGAUUAUUUGAAACAACCAACCUUCCAAUACAAACACUGUUCCGUUGCUGUGAUAAAAGACGAUGUUACUUUAAGUAGCAAGAGGACGCACGGCAGCACAGACGAAA